Messenger RNA from Cryphonectria parasitica EP155, 933 nucleotides. RefSeq lists its product as uncharacterized. The coding region runs from base 1 to 933 and encodes 310 amino acids. Gene Ontology annotation, cellular component: TORC2 complex; TORC1 complex. Gene Ontology annotation, molecular function: protein binding. The transcript has 4 exons. Gene Ontology annotation, biological process: regulation of actin cytoskeleton organization; TOR signaling. The record is from RefSeq and is a predicted model, not a curated record. NCBI's taxonomy places the organism in Eukaryota, Fungi, Ascomycota, Sordariomycetes, Diaporthales, Cryphonectriaceae.
AUGUCGGUCAUUCUCUGUACCGCCGGUUAUGAUCACACCAUACGGUUCUGGGAGGCCCUCUCCGGCAUCUGCUCCCGCACAAUCCAGCAUCCAGACUCGCAGGUGAACCGUCUGUGCAUCUCGCCCGACAAGCGCUUCCUCGCGGCCGCGGGCCACCACACGGUGAAGCUGUUCGACAUCAAGUCGACCAACCCGAACGCGCUGCUGACCUUUGAGGGCCACACGGGCAACAUCACGGGCGUCGCGUUCCACUGCGAGGGCAAGUGGAUGGUCACGAGCUCCGAGGACGGCACCGUCAAGAUCUGGGAGACCCGCAGCGGCACUAUCCAGCGCAGCUACAACCACGGCAGCCCCGCCAACGACGUCGUCAUCCACCCCAACCAGGGCGAGAUCAUCAGCUGCGACAGGUCCGGCAGCGUGCGCGUCUGGGACCUCGCCGAGAACAACUGCAGCCAUGAGCUGAUCCCCGAGGAGGACGUGAGCGUGUCGAGUGUCACGGUUGCCACGGAUGGCACACUGCUGUGCGCCGCCAAUAACAAUACCUUUGACCGCACCGAGCUGCAGCCCAUCACCCACUUUAACGCACACAAGGAGUACAUCACGCGCAUCCUGCUCUCCCCGGACGUCAAGAAGCUAGCCACCUGCUCGGCCGACCACACCGCCAAGAUCUGGGAGGUCGACCCAGAGAAGGCCGCCGAGCCCGACGAGAACGGAUCCCCGCGCCCCUUCCCACUGGAGGCCACGCUGACCGGCCACCAGCGCUGGGUCUGGGACUGCGCCUUCAGCGCCGACUCGGCCUACCUGGUCACGGCUUGCUCUGAUCACUACGCCCGCCUGUGGGAGCUGCACAGCCAGCAGAUCAUCCGCCAGUACAAUGGCCACCACCGCGGCGCGGUCUGUGUCGCGCUGAAUGACUACUCGGAGGCGCGCUAA